AACGCGUUGAAGCUGACAUUAGCUUUCUAUGUUUUGCUCGUCUUUGCCAACUAUUUUGAAUACAGCAAGAAAAUGAAGUGCUUUCUCAUGGGCCACAGGUUUGCUAAGCGUUUGGCAUAUCAUCCUCCUCGUUUCGGUGAAACUGGCCUUCUAACCGCGCGCUCAUCUGCAUUCCACCUUCAAUUCAAUCAGAUCCAAACUGGCGUUCCGAGUGUGAGCAGCCUCACUGCUACUGCCCCAAAAGCUGACAACGUUAAACUCCGUGAAAGCGAUUUGAUUAGACAAGAUGUGACGGACAUUUACGCUGGCAUCAGAAAUGCUCUAACGGGAACGCUGGCGCCAUUGAUACCCAUAGCGCAGUAUUAUUUCAACGAAGACGGUAAAGCCAUAAGACCUGUAAUUACCAUGUGCCUGGCUAAGGCAAUCAACUCUCACCUGGAUCAGAAAUCGCCGACUGUAGCGGAGAAUCAAAGGAAAGUGUGCCAAAUACUCGAAAUGAUUCACGUCGCAGGUCUUUAUCACGACGAUGUGAUUGAUAAAGCCGAAAGCAGACGAAACAAGCCGUCCAUCAAUUGCAUCUGGGGUGUGAAACACUCCAUUUUCGCUGGUGACUUUAUCCUCGGACGUGCGAUGAGCAUCACCGCUGACAUUAGCGAUGAGGAGGUGUCCGUGUUAUUAAAUACGAUGAUUGAUCAUAUUGUGAUUGGAGAAAUCAUGCAACUGGUAAAUGGCGAAACUGAAGAGGAAAGAUUCGAUCAUUACAUCGAUAAAACGUUUAAGAAAACUGCCAGUUUACUUGCGCAUAGUUGUCAAUCGGUCGCCUUGCUGUCUGGAGGUGAUUCAACUUUGCAGACGAUGGCAUUUAAAAUUGGACGUGAUUUGGGCAUGGCAUUUCAGCUGGUUGAUGACAUACUGGAUUUCUCAGCCACUUCCGCCCAACUGGGCAAAGCUGCGGCGGUCGACAUGAGCCAAGGGCUAGCCAACGCCCCGGUCCUAUUUGCCGCACAAACAUUUCCCCAAUUGAACGCCAUGAUUGCGCGCCGCUUCCAAGAACCUGGAGAUGUCGAGACAGCCUUUCGCCUCAUUCUUCGCUCGGACGGCUUGCAACGAACCAAAGAUUUGGCCACGCAGUAUUGCGACGAGGCCGUCACCCAAUUAGCUCGGCUGUCGCCAUCGCCUUAUCAGCAAUUCUUAUUCACCAUAACGCACAAAUUACUCAACAGAAUGAAGUAAAAAUGAAGGUAUAUGCCUAUGUGUGGGCUCUUCGUGUACAUUUCCCUAUUAAUAUGCAGACAACACUUUCAUGCUUCUUCUUUUUUAAAUAUGUUUACGUUCAUGCUGUAUUGUAUAUUCCCACUUUCAAAAUAAA
Messenger RNA from Daphnia carinata, 1369 nucleotides. Its product is annotated as all trans-polyprenyl-diphosphate synthase PDSS1-like. Gene Ontology annotation, cellular component: transferase complex; mitochondrion. The transcript has 8 exons. Gene Ontology annotation, biological process: ubiquinone biosynthetic process; isoprenoid biosynthetic process. The record is from RefSeq and is a predicted model, not a curated record. Lineage: Eukaryota; Metazoa; Arthropoda; Branchiopoda; Diplostraca; Daphniidae. Bases 73 to 1233 code for a protein of 386 amino acids. Gene Ontology annotation, molecular function: prenyltransferase activity.